CUUGUUUCGAACAAGAAGCUACCUGAGAGGGCGCGUUAUAUCAGGAUUUGUAGACAAUUGAAAACUGUGAUUAAGUAGGAAAUUACCUUCGAUAAAGAUGCAAGGAAGGACAAAAAGAAUUUCUAGGCGACUUAGCUGGCCGAUGAAGAAAAUGCACUUACCAGCCAAUACUAUUCGACCCACGGGAUUCUCAGUAGACACUUACUUGAAACCGUGUUUGAUUGACUAAACGAUGCAGAAUUUCAAGCUCUAUCUUCCCAGAUAACUGAGAUCGAAAACUGGAGGGUGGCACAUUUGGGCAAUGUGUUUUAUAAUAAUAGGCGGCCUGAGAAAAUUUUGGUUCUUCUUUAAUAAUUUUAUUCUUACUUUUAAUUGUAAAACUCAAAUCUUCCAUUUUCAUAUAACAUUUACCUAAUUUAAUUAAUUCACUCGGUUCAGUAACAAAUAUUUUUAUUGAAUCAUCAACAUUGUUAAUGUUGUCUAAUUUUUUAAUAAAUUUUUCUAAUAAUUCAAAUAUUUUUAUUUUUAUAUUAGAUUUUUCAUUUUUACUCGUUCUAUUAUUAUUCAUGAAGAAAAAAUGAAAUUAUUUCUUACAGAAACACCAAAUCGUCAAGAUUUUUGGGAAUUAAUGAUUAAAAAUGAAAUAUUUACAAAUUGUAAAGAAUUAUUUUUAUUUACUAACAAAGAAAUAGAAAAUAAAAACUAUAAUGAAUUACUAUCUAUUAAACCAAAAGAUAAAUCGAUAAUAUUUUUUGAAAAAAUUGAUUGGAAAAAUGUUGAAAAUAUAAAAUAUGUUUACAAAACUUGUGCAAUAAAUAAUGUGGAUAAAAAUUUAAAAAUAUAUGAAGAACAAAAAUUAAUUUUAUCAAAUAAAAUGGCAACAAUUAACAUUGAAAAAUUACAAAAUUUAUCAACAAUUGGAAAAUUUGAUUCUAUAAAAUCGAAUGAUUUUAUGAAAAUUGAAAAUUUAAAUGAAAAUGAAUCAAAUGAAAUAUUUCAGUUACUUUUUGAACAGAAUAUAAUUACAAUAGAUGGACUACUUUUAACAAAUAAUUUAGAAAAAUUAAAUCUUAAAAAAUAUGAAAUUUAUAAACAAAGAAUUAUUUCAAUAUUAAAUUGUCAAUGUUUAUAUAAAAUACAAAUAUUAGAAUUAUUAGAAAAAAUGAAUUUAGAAAAAUUUGAUAAUGAUAAUAUUCAUUUAACAUUGGAAAAUAAUUUACAUAAACAACUUAUGUACGAUUUAGAAUCAUCAUUGAUUUUAAGACCAAUUUGUUUUAAUCAUAAAAUUGUUGAAGUUUCAUUUUGUGAUAAAAUGAUAGCACGUAAUUAUGAAGAUAAAUUAGAGAAAUUUUUAAUUGAAAAUAGUAAUAUUGGUGAAAAUAAAGAUAUUUAUAAAAGUUUGACAAAAUCAUUACAAACUACAAUUGGUAAAUUAAAUUUUUUAUUAAAACCCAAUUCAUAUUUAAAUGAUAUUAAAGAAAAGUUUAAUGAAAAUGAAAAAUUUGAACAUUUGGAAGAAUUAGAAUUAUUUAAAAUUAAUAGUUUAGAUCAAAUUAUUGGUAUUG
This is a messenger RNA of Didymodactylos carnosus, 1565 nucleotides long. Lineage: Eukaryota; Metazoa; Rotifera; Eurotatoria; Philodinida; Philodinidae. The record is from the annotation of a GenBank genome assembly.